GCGCGCACGUUGAGUGGCGGGGGAAGGCAGAAGAACUGCCCGAGGGAGGAGCGGCUCCGAGGACCGGGCAGCGCAUUUGGGGUGCCCGCUACAGGGCCCCCCAAGAGGCUGCCAGGUCGGGAGCGCAGCCUGAGGCCACGGGGGGAAGGGGGUGGGUGGGCUGAGAGCAGCUCGGCGGCGAGACUGGCCCGCCGCCCCUUCCCCCCACACCCGUCGACCUUGUGGGCAGAAGCUUCCCAGAGCUCCUUAGGCCGGCGCGAUGGCGACUGCUGUGGAGACGGAGGCCUGUCAGCCGACGGAUGCGAGUUGGGAAAGUGGCGGCGGCGGAGACGACGAGAUGAAGCAGGCGCUUCCGGAGCUUGAGUCCUCCCAACAAAAUGGCGGCGGCGGCGGCCUCAACAUCGCUGAGCCCAGCGGCGGCGCUGGGCGUGAGGAGAACGCGGGGGCCGAGGCCGCCCAGAGCCUCAGCCACGAGCAGCCUCAGGACUCCUCUGAGGCGGGCGCGGCCGCCCUGCCCAGAGGCCCCGAAGAGCCCGAAAGGCCUGUUAGGAGGAGUUUUCAGAUCCCCAGGAAGAGCAGAGAAAAGAAAGCACUUUUCCAGCCAUUAACUCCAGGCUCUCGAGAAUUUGAAGAUGUUGUAAAUAUUCUCCAUUCUUCUUACCUUGAACCAACCUCAGUAACAAAUUUUAACUACAGACGUGCUUGCUUGGUACACAAUGAGCUUUUGGAAAAGGAGUUUACAGAAAAGCGAAGAGAACUGAAGUUUGAUGGUCGUUUAGAUAAGGAACUUUCAGAAUCCUAUGCAUUUCUGAUGGUUGAUCGAUACCAGGUUCAAACCAUAUGUGAAAAAGGAUUACAUGUGGGUCAGUCCAAAAUAACAAUUCUUGGCAGUCCUUCCAUGGGUGUCUAUCUUUCUAGGUAUGCUGAUUUAUUACAAGCGAAUCCUUUGGACACGGGGGCAAUGGGUGAUGUUGUUAUUUUUAAAAUAAUGAAGGGUAAAAUAAAGAGUAUAUAUGACCCCAUGGGUGUAAAAAGUUUGGAAUCUAUGUUAAAUAAGAGUGCUUUGGACCCCACACCAAAGCAUGAAUGUCACGUGUCAAAGAAUGCCAAUCGAAUUACAUCACUUUUGGCUUACAGAGCCUAUGAGCUUACUCAGUAUUAUUUUUAUGAGUAUGGCUUUGAUGAGCUAAGGCGAAGACCAAGACACGUUUGUCCAUAUGCAGUUGUGUCUUUUACUUACAAAGAUGAUAUACAAACUCCGAAGUUUGUACCUUCAUCAAGAUCUAACAGCUUUAAUACAGAUAGAAACAUAGAUAAAUAUAACUAUACCUUGUGGAAAGGACAGCUUUUAAAUAAAGGAAAACUUUUGUGUUAUAUUUCUCUGAGGUCAGCCACUCGUGCUUUUUUGCCUAUCAAACUACCUGAGAAAUUAGAUGUUGAAACAGUUAUGAGUAUUGAUCAUCUGAAACAGAAAAUCCCUCCAGCACUGUUUUAUAAGGAAACAUACUUAGGUCCAAAUGAAGUUUUGAAGAAUGGAAUGUAUUGCAGCCUUUAUGAAGUUGUGGAAAAGACAAGAAUUGGAAGUAACAUGGAGAGUUUACUGCAAAAACUAGACAGAGAAAAACUUGUUCUUGUUAAACCUUUGGGAGACCGAGGAUACCUUUUUCUUCUCUCCCCUUAUCAGAUGGUUCCUCCAUAUGAAUAUCAGACUGCCAAGUCUCGAGUCCUACAUGCUUUGUUUCUAUUUCAAGAACCUAGAAGCAUAGUUACUUCACAAAAAGGUUCAACCAAUGCAGCACCACAGGAGAGGCAUGAGAGCAUGCCAGAUGUAUUAAAAAUAGCUCAGUUUUUACAAUUUUCUUUGAUUCAGUGUCGAAAGGAAUUCAAAAAUAUAAGCGCCAUAAAUUUUCAUUCUGUUGUUGAAAAGUAUGUAAGUGAAUUUUUUAAGCGAGGUUUUGGUUCAGGUAAACGAGAGUUUAUUAUGUUUCCAUAUGAUUCACGAUUAGAUGAUAAAAAAUUCUUAUACUCAGCUCCCAGAAAUAAAUCCCAUAUUGAUACUUGUUUGCAUGCCUAUAUUUUUCGGCCUGAAGUGUAUCAGUUACCUAUUUGUAAAUUAAAAGAACUAUUUGAAGAAAAUAGAAAACUUCAGCAGUUUAGUCCACUUUCAGAUUAUGAAGGUCAAGAAGAAGAAAUGAAUGGUACAAAAAUGAAAUUUGGAAAACGAAAUAACUCAAGAGGUGAAGCCAUUAUAUCUGGAAAGCAAAGAUCAUCUCAUUCUUUGGAUUAUGAUAAGGAUAGAGUCAAAGAAUUGAUUAAUUUAAUUCAGUGUAGGAAAAAGAGUGUGGGUGGGGACUCAGACACAGAAGAUAUGAGAAGCAAAACUGUCUUGAAGAGGAAGCUUGAGGAUCUACCUGAAAAUAUGAGAAAGCUCGCCAAAACCAGUAAUUUAUCUGAAAAUUGCCAUCUGUAUGAAGAGUCUCCACAGCCUAUUGGCUCACUUGGACAUGAUGCUGACUUGAGGCGGCAGCAGCAGGAUACCUGUAACUCCGGCAUUGCUGACAUCCAUAGGCUGUUUAAUUGGUUAUCAGAAACACUAGCAAAUGCGCGCCAUUCUGAUGCAUCUCUGACAGACACAGUCAACAAAGCCUUAGGAUUGAGCACUGAUGAUGCCUAUGAAGAGCUGAGGCAAAAACAUGAGUAUGAGUUGAACUCUACCCCAGAUAAGAAAGACUAUGAGCAGCCUACUUGUGCAAAAGUUGAAAAUGCACAGUUUAAGGGUACUCAGAGCUUAUUACUAGAAGUUGAUGCAACAUCUAAGUAUUCUGUUGCUAUUUCUACCAGCGAAGUGGGCACUGACCAUAAGCUACAUUUGAAAGAAGAUCCAAAUUUAAUUAGCGUGAAUAAUUUUGAAGAUUGCAGUUUGUGUCCCAGUGUUCCCAUUGAACAUGGAUUUCGUAGACAACAGUCUAAGUCAAAUAAUGUUGAAGAGACUGAAAUACAUUGGAAACUGAUUCCAAUUACAGGAGGGAAUGCAAGAAGCCCAGAAGACCAGCUGGGGAAACAUGGUGAGAAACAAACACCAGGUAUGAAAUCACCAGAAGAACAACUGGUGUGUGUGCCACCACAGGAGGCCUUUCCUAACGACCCCCGGGUAAUAAAUAGACAGAGAAGUUCUGAUUACCAGUUUCCAUCCUCUCCAUUUACAGACACACUAAAGGGCACCACUGAGGAUGACGUGUUGACAGGUCAGGUGGAGGAGCAGUGUGUGCCAGCAGCAGAGGCAGAGCCGCCUGCAGUGAGCGAAACCACAGAGAGGACAGUGUUAGGAGAGUACAAUCUCUUUUCUAGGAAGAUAGAAGAGAUUUUGAAGCAAAAGAAUGUUUCAUAUGUCAGUACAGUUUCCACACCUAUCUUUUCAACACAAGAGAAGAUGAAACGGCUUUCCGAGUUCAUAUAUUCUAAGACUUCCAAAGCUGGUGUGCAGGAGUUUGUAGAUGGUUUGCAUGAGAAGCUAAAUACUAUUAUUAUUAAAGCAUCAGCCAAGGGUGGGAAUUUGCCACCAGUCAGUCCUAACGAUUCUGGUGCUAAGAUAGCAUCGAAUCCUCUGGAAAGGCAUGUCAUACCAGUUUCCUCAAGUGACUUCAACAAUAAACAUCUCCUUGAGCCACUGUGUAGUGAUCCUUUGAAAGAUACCAACUCUGAUGAGCAGCAUUCCACUUCGGCUUUAACUGAAGUAGAAAUGAACCAGCCUCAACAUGCCACAGAGUUAAUGGUGACUUCUGAUCAUAUUGUACCUGGUGAUAUGGCCCGGGAACCAGUAGAAGAAACAACAAAAUCCCCCAGUGAUGUAAACAUUUCUGCUCAACCAGCUCUUUCAAAUUUUAUAAGCCAGUUAGAACCUGAAGUAUUUAAUAGUUUGGUUAAAAUCAUGAAAGACGUCCAGAAAAAUACUGUGAAAUUUUAUAUUCAUGAAGAAGAAGAGAGUGUGCUCUGUAAAGAAAUAAAGGAAUAUCUUAUCAAAUUAGGCAAUACAGAAUGUCAUCCUGAACAGUUUUUGGAAAGAAGAUCAAAAUUAGAUAAACUAUUGAUUAUUAUUCAAAAUGAAGACAUUGCAGGUUUCAUUCACAAGAUACCUGGCUUGGUGACUUUAAAGAAGCUCCCCUGUGUUAGUUUUGCUGGUGUUGAUAGCCUGGAUGAUGUUAAAAAUCAUACAUACAAUGAAUUAUUUGUAUCUGGAGGUUUUAUCGUAUCUGAUGAAUCAAUUCUAAACCCAGAGGUUGUCACAGUUGAGAACCUUAAAAAUUUUUUGACAUUCCUUGAGGAACUUAGUACUCCAGAAGGAAAAUGGCAAUGGAAAGUCCACUGUAAAUUUCAGAAGAAACUAAAGGAACUAGGCAGAUUGAAUGCUAAAGCUCUAAGUCUGUUGACGCUUCUGAAUGUCUAUCAGAAGAAACAUCUGGUUGAAAUUUUGUCAUACCACAAUUGUGAUUCACAAACUCGAAAUGCUCCAGAAUUGGAUUGCCUUAUCAGACUUCAGGCUCAGAACAUACAGCAACGACACAUAGUCUUUUUAACAGAGAAGAACAUCAAGAUGCUUUCCAGUUAUACAGAUAAUGGAAUAGUGGUUGCAACUGCUGAAGACUUCAUGCAAAACUUUAAAAAUCUUGUGGGCUAUCACAAUUCAAUCACAGAAGAAAACCUUCCACAGCUUGGUGCUAAUGAGAAUCUUGAGUCGCAGUCAGAUGCUGUUUUGACAUUAACCCCUUUGGAGCUGGGAGUUGGGAUUUCCCAACAUUAAACGUGAACACAUUUCGCAGAAGCUUUUAGCAUCGGAUUAUCUGGACAUUCACAUCUAGUGUGAGUGUUGUGACUAAGUGAACUUGUGGCAGAAGACCAAGCUUUAAGGGAUUGUGGACUUGCAGACCCUGACGCGUUAUAUUGUGUGAGUAGUGUAUAAUUUUAAAACUUAAACAAACUGUGUAUUUCAAUAGAGGAGGACUUUUUGUUUUUUAAAUGUAGCUCUUUUAGAAAACGAUGAAAAGGAUGAAGAGGAUAUGUCUCUGGAUUCAGGGGAUGAAAUCUCACAUAUAGAAGUAUGCAGCAAUUUUCAUUCAGAAAUAUGGGAGAAAGAGACCAAAGGAUCACGUGGAACAGAUCAAAAAAAGAAUACUCAAAUUGAGUUGCAAUCGUCUCCUGAUGUGCAAAACAGUUUAUUAGAAGAUAAGACUUACCUUGAUUCUGAAGAGAGAACUUCUAUUGAUAUAGUAUGCUCUGAAGGAGAGAACAGCAAUUCAACAGAACAAGAUUCAUAUAGUAACUUUCAGGUUUAUCAUAGUCAAUUAAAUAUGUCCCAUCAGUUUAGUCAUUUUAAUGUUCUCACUCAUCAGACAUUUUUGGGGACACCAUAUGCCCUUUCAUCAAGUCAGUCUCAAGAAAAUGAGAAUUACUUCUUAUCUGCUUAUACUGAAAGCUUGGAUAGAGAUAAAUCUCCACCUCCCUUAAGUUGGGGGAAAAGUGAUUCUUCCAGGCCAUAUUCACAAGAGAAAUAACUGUAGUAACUUUUUUUUUAAGAGAUUGUUGUGGACUUUGUUUAUUAACAAUUUAUAUUUCAUUCUCUAAACAAAAGGUUCUUGUUCUUUCUCAAAUGUUUUUUCUUUUAUUUAAAUCAUGAUGGCCUGUAACAGUUGAAGCAUCUAAAAAUUGAAAUAAAUAUAUAUUUUUAACAUAUAUUGUACUUGAAUUAUCUCAUGUUGGCACUUCUAAGUUUUACUUUUUGUAUGUUACCUGUACUUAGGCUUCAAAUUGAAGCCUGUUUUAUGUGUAAAAUCAGAUGCUUGCAGGAGGACGGUAAACAGCAAAGGCUUUACUUCUUUUUCUCUAAUGUCACCUGAUAUAAAGUACUUUUGUUGAAGUGAAUUAUUUUGAUGUAGGCUUUUGUAUACUGUGUUUACACAGGUAUAAGUCAGUAAUAGCAGUGUUAAUAUUUACAGGAUUUUGGCUCGAUACCUCAAGAUUUAUCUAACAGUGCAGUUUCAUUUAGAUAAUAAACUAUGUACAUAGGACACAUUUUUUAUCUCUAGGCUUAGUCAUGUAAAAACUGCCUAUUGCUAAAAUUCUGGUAACUUUUUGAGAGUAUUGGAUAAUUUUCAGUACCUGCGCAAUCCUUGAUUUAAUGAAAUUAAAUUUUUUAUUUCAAAAGAUAGGCUUCUGUUUAUCAAAGGCGUUGAACAAUUUGAUUUUUAAAUUAGUUUUAGCAAAAUGGAAGUAUAAUGGGAAUAUAUUUUUGAGGUGGUCUUAGUAGUAAUUACCAUUUGUUGAACACAUUAAUGCUAUACUAGACAGAUACAGUGGAGAUAGCUUUCAAACCCGUAUCUAUUCCUAACUACUGCCUCUAAUACUAAUUACUAACUUGUUACUAAUGCUAACUUUUAAAAAUGUUUUUGAAAAUUGCAAUUUCUACAAAUAAAUGUCAUAGUGCAAAUAAAUGUCAGGAUUUAGAGAAGGAGCCUAAACUGAAUUUGUGUUAUUUCAGUAAAAGUUAUGGAGUUAUGGGUCUAGACGUGUUAAUAAGUUAGACAGAACUUUGGCACUUUAGAACAAAUGCAUGAGUGGUAUUUCAGUUCCUAAGUUACAUAAAAAGUGUGAAAGAACACUGUGAGGUCCCAGCAACGCCAGACUAUAUUAAGGUAAGUAGAAAGUGUUUUUAUAGGGCUUCAAUACCCAGGUGGUGACAGAGCAGAAGAACCGGUUUUUUUUUUUUUUUUUUUACUACUAAGCUUUUACAAAAGAAGUAUCUGUUUUAUUGUAUAGAACAAGUACAGCAUUUUACUACAUAGUAUACAAGUUUUUAAUGAGCAUUUAAAAAAAUAAGUAAAUCUAGGCUAUUUGAAAAAUACAGUUGAGCCAGUGAGCACAUUUUAUAAUUUGGAAGACACAAAUCAAAUGUGAAGGAUUUGAUUUUCUACAUUUAAAAUGAAGAACCAAAACUCUCUUCUUGAUUUUCAGCUAAAGGCAGGAGACUACUUUCCAACUCCUUUUGCUUCUGGAGAAGGCCCUGAAAUCACAUUGAUAUAUGUUUGUUAGUAAAAUGUGCACACCUGACUUGCAAUGUUGUGUUAAACUAGAAUUAUAUUCACUUGGAAAACAUAUCGCUUAGGAUAAAAUUUUGUCAUUCAAAAAUUUUUUCAGAAAUGCUUGUACUAGACCACCUCAUUUGGAUAUAUAGCUAUCACAUUUGUAAGAUUCUGUUUUUAGCAUAAAAAUCAAUAGGGAUGAAAAUUUUCUUAGAACUCAAGACUCCAUAACUAUGGGGGUAAAUGAAGUCAUCCCUUCUCCCCCAGUCCACCCCCAAGUGCUCUUAGAUACUGAAGGAGUCUCCCUUAACAUACAGUGUUUUUUUUUUGUUGUUGUUGUUUUGUUUUUUUUUGGAGAUGGAGUCUCGCUCUGUCGCCCAAGCUGGAGUACAGUGGUGCAAUCUCACUGCAAGCUCUGCCUCCCAGGUUCACACCAUUCUCCUGCCUCAACCUCCCGAAUGGCUGGGACUACAGGCACCCACCACCACGCCUGGCUAACUAACUAACUAACUUUUUGUAUUUUUAGUAGAGACAGGGUUUCACUGUGUUAGCCAGGAUGGUCUUGAUCUCCUGACCUCAUGAUCUGCCUGCCUCAGCCUCCCAAAGUGCUGGGAUUACAGGCUUGAGCCACUGCUCCUGGCCAACAUCCAGUAUUUUAUCUUGACUGUCCUAACCUUACCUUAGAUGCUAACAGAAGGGUCCUGCUGAAAUAACACUGGGUGCUAUAUUGAUGGGUAAAUGUGUACAUCCUAUUCCUUCCUCUUUAUCUCACAAUUUUUGUCUCCACUAAGCAAGAAGUAAACUAACACUUCGUCACUCUAAAGAAAUAACUUAUGUAAAACUCUUAGUAACCCUGUUUGUCUUCAAAUGAGUAAAUAGACCAAAGUGGGGGGACAAUUUUCUAGUUCUGUAGAGGGAAAAACAUCUGAGUCAACAUUUUGAAAUGCAGAGGGUAUUGGUACAUGACGACAUGGAAAAGGGCACUUUUAAACACAGCUUACUCUUCCUCAAGUACAGAGAGUAUAUAGUGAAUCAAAACUAACUACAGCCAUUCUUUUUAAAGCCCAAGGGAUGGAGCAAAGGUGUAAGGAUGUUACCUGUUUGUUUUAAUCAGAGAGCAAAAAGAAGUCACAAUAGUUUGGGAGAAAAAGUAGUAUGGUGAGUAAGGUUAUGCGUAUAAUUUCAUACUGAAUUUAUUACUAUUUGGGAUGUACGUCAAUGUUCUAACAAACACUGCCAACACGUCAAUUUUUUAAAAAGCGUGGGCCACAUUGCUAAGAAUUUGUUAAAGCAUAACUGUAUUUUUUGUUUUAGGGCCUUAUUGAUGUUUUGCCGUUCCAAUGUAUGCAUUUUUUUACUCAAUAAACUUGUCUUAAUUUUA
Molecule: messenger RNA, 8454 nt
Organism: Homo sapiens (human)
Lineage: Eukaryota; Metazoa; Chordata; Mammalia; Primates; Hominidae
Gene: TASOR
Product: transcription activation suppressor
Exons: 24
Coding region: 260-4798 (1512 amino acids)
Biological process (GO): anterior/posterior axis specification, embryo; mesodermal to mesenchymal transition involved in gastrulation; negative regulation of gene expression, epigenetic
Cellular component (GO): chromosome; nucleus
Source: RefSeq, marked validated